Molecule: messenger RNA, 1595 nt
Organism: Actinia tenebrosa (Australian red waratah sea anemone)
Lineage: Eukaryota; Metazoa; Cnidaria; Anthozoa; Actiniaria; Actiniidae
Product: PR domain zinc finger protein 12
Biological process (GO): regulation of gene expression; neurogenesis
Cellular component (GO): nucleus
Molecular function (GO): protein binding
Source: RefSeq, a predicted model, not a curated record
GAGCCCUACCGUCAGAGCGUUGAGGUCAGUCGAAGACUAAAAUAAUAAUAAUAAAAUAAUAAAAUAAUAAAAUAAAAAAAAAUCACCACGGAUAUGGAGAGUUGGGUGUCUGAUAGUCCACCAUCUUCGCUUAGUAUCAGCCAAGAAGUUCUUCGUAGCGUUUUAUAUGGAAAGUGGUGCAAUGUUUUUGGAGGACAGAAGGAGCUCACAUUCAAAUCCAAUUUCCUAGACAAGACUGAAUACCCUUCCGACGAAGAAUCUGAAUCGCCUUACUCAGAGAGUCUUGAAAGACUAAGUUCCCCUACAAUGCUUCCAGUUUUAAGCAACGAAAACACAAAACCAAAGCAACUUUGCUUAAACAGCGAUUCCUAUUGCAUGGCGUUCGUGUCUCUACCAGAACAAGUCACCAUCGCUCCCUCUUCAAUCCCGGGCGUUCAGCUCGGUGUAUUCAGCACUUGUUGGAUCAAAGACGGCACGCAGAUGGGACCUUACACAGGCCAAAUCGUAAAACUCGAGGAAGUGAAUUUUGACGUUGAUAACAACUUAAUGUGGGAGGUUUUAAACGAGGAUGGAACGAUAAGCCAUUUUCUUGACGCAAAGGAUGAAAACCCUCGUAACUGGAUGGGAUUCGUCAACUGCGCUCGCAACGAACAGGAGCAGAAUCUAGAGGUCUUCCAGUACGGUGGAAAUAUAUAUUACAGAGCAGUCAAAGACGUGCCUCCUGACCAGGAACUCUUAGUCUGGUAUGGCGGAACUUAUAUGCAGUUUUUAGGCAUCCCUGGAAUCCCGCCAGUCAAUGAUUACACCAGACGAAGACGAAAGAGCCAAGCGGAACUUGCGCCUUCUAUUCCUCAACCUGAAUCUGUUUGCAAGUUUACUCAAGAAAAUAAACCAAGUACAGUUCCUGGAAGACUCAAGUGUACAUUGUGUAGAAGAGGAUUUAAUUCCAGAAGCAACUUACGUUCGCAUAUGCGCAUUCAUACCCUAGAAAAACCAUUUCAGUGCAAGUAUUGCAAGAAGUCUUUCUCACAGUCAUCAACAUUGAGGAAUCAUACGAGAUUACAUACGGGAGAAAAGCCUUAUAAAUGUACGGUUUGUCAUUACGCGUAUUCACAACUUGCUGGGCUGCGCGCUCAUCAGAAAUCUGCUCGACAUAGGCCGUCAAAGAUUCAACAGGAACGAAAAUCGAGCGAAGAUUAUUCUGAUAGAACGACGAGACUUUCUCUGGAGAUCGAUUCUUCACUAAUGGAGUGAUUGUAUUGUAUAUUUUGAAGGUUAAUAGCAUUGAUGUAAGCACAUAUUAGAAAUUGAAAUUCAAAAGCAAAAUCCUAACCACAAUAAUCAUGGAAAUAAUAUGAUUAACAAGAAGAACUUGUUCCAUUCACUAAUUAAACUUUUAAAAAGGGAAAAAAGAAAGGAAGGAAAAAGAGAGGAGAAGGGUAAAAAGAUCAGUGAAUGAAAGAAAAAAAUAAAAACGAAAUAAGAAAAAAAAUGUCGUCCAUGUAAAACGAACGAACUUGUAAAUCAAAACAAGAAACAGUAUUUUGCUUGUUGUAAAUACGAUUGUAAAUAUUUUAUACUUUUUGAUAAAUAGU